This is a messenger RNA of Ictalurus punctatus (channel catfish), 1099 nucleotides long. It is a transcript of the gene rnf185, whose product is annotated as ring finger protein 185. Gene Ontology annotation, biological process: ubiquitin-dependent protein catabolic process. Lineage: Eukaryota; Metazoa; Chordata; Actinopteri; Siluriformes; Ictaluridae. The transcript has 7 exons. The record is from RefSeq and is a predicted model, not a curated record. Gene Ontology annotation, molecular function: ubiquitin protein ligase activity; ubiquitin-like protein conjugating enzyme binding; metal ion binding. Gene Ontology annotation, cellular component: endoplasmic reticulum. The coding region runs from base 202 to 792 and encodes 196 amino acids.
GGCGUAAGGACGUACCUGACUUCCGGGUUGUCGCUUGACGCAAUCAGCUGAAAGUGUAAGCUCGGGACUUGAUGAGUUUUCUGCGCGAAAGGAUCGGAGCCAGCGGGCGCAUUUCGUCUCUACACCUACGUGCGAGGUUUUGUUGGAUGAAACGGUUAAGCCUAUCCUGAGUCCACUCUUGUUCCAUGAAUUCAGGACAGCAUGGCCAGCGCCUCUCCUCCUCAACCUCAGCCUCAGUCAUCGGGCUCUUCAGCUACAGACGGCACAGGGACCGGCUCCGGUACCCAAACACAGGGAGAGACCGGCAGCCAGGACAGCACGUUCGAGUGUAACAUCUGCUUGGACACGUCCAAGGACGCCGUGAUAAGCUUAUGCGGCCAUCUGUUUUGCUGGCCAUGCCUGCAUCAGUGGUUGGAAACCAGGCCGAACAGACAGGUGUGUCCGGUAUGUAAAGCAGGCAUCAGCAGAGAUAAAGUGAUUCCGCUGUAUGGGCGAGGCAGCACGGGUCAGCAGGACCCCAGAGAGAGAACUCCACCCAGACCACAAGGCCAGAGACCCGAGCCUGAAAACCGUGGCGGGUUUCAAGGAUUUGGUUUUGGAGAUGGUGGCUUCCAGAUGUCCUUCGGUAUCGGAGCGUUUCCUUUUGGGAUCUUUGCCACAGCAUUCAACAUCAAUGAUGGAAGACCACCUCCAGCAGCUCCCGGAACGCCACAGCACAUAGACGAGCAGUUCCUGUCCCGCCUCUUCCUGUUUGUGGCGCUCGUCAUCAUGUUUUGGCUUCUCAUCGCGUAAACGGUUAGGAACUCGUCAGGACGUGAAAACGGUUCCUUCUUUAUGGAACUGAUGGUUAAGCCACAGACAUUGAUUACUAAAGUUUCACUAAUGGAAACGUUUCUUUUUUUUCCCCCCAUGACACCGUUGGACUUGCAUCUGGUUUUAAAUGGUGGUUUUUAUGGCGUAAAGGCAUGCGUUAUGACAUGACUGCGUGUCUUGCGGUGUUUUGAUACUGUAAAGGUCAUUUCUUGGAAUGUUGUUCAGCCCUUGUUGACUUGCUCAGAUGUGUACAUUUAAAUAAAAAUCAGAGUCUUAUUUCUCUUAA